Molecule: messenger RNA, 2259 nt
Organism: Exaiptasia diaphana
Lineage: Eukaryota; Metazoa; Cnidaria; Anthozoa; Actiniaria; Aiptasiidae
Exons: 4
Coding region: 1-2259 (752 amino acids)
Source: RefSeq, a predicted model, not a curated record
AUGUCUGGAGGCUUUUGUUGUCCAUCUACUUGUGGUUUUGCCAAAGUAGCAGCAGUAACUGCUUCAAAGAAAGCAAAAGAGCAGAUAAAGAGAUGUAAUGGCGCCAAAUCUGACGAGGUACGAGRACGGUACAAUUUCUUUUGCCAAGUGUUUCAAGACAGCUCAAGCUCCUUUAAUAUCGACAUAAACACAUUUAACAAGCGAUUCUUGGCUCUUGAAAGUGUGGUAAAGAAAUGGAAUCCACGAAAGAAGCUAGAGAAGAAACUAUACUUUGAAGGAUUCUCAAUCGAUCGUUGGCUUUCCCUCUCAAAUGCCAGAAAACAGCAACAUUCAUUUACUAAUUGUAAAGGCUGCUUCCAGAAUUUUGCUGAUAUAAGAGCAUUGUUUCCCGUAAAGAAUCCUCGCCUGAAAGUUAAAGGGAAAGAAAACCCAUUUAGAUUGAUUACAGACCUACAUGUACAUGUAACCMMAAGCAGUGACAACACAAUCAAGCCCAAACAGGAAAUAGUUACAAAUGCAGCUAGGAAACUUUUUCAAGAGAUCAAUCCUAUUUUCAAUAAGUGGGCUGGGUGUUCUCUUGGUCAAGCUUUGUCAAAAGUCCMAGAAGCAAAUGUUGAAGUGAAAAAAUCCAAAACUGAGAGAAAAAAGAUCCACAGAAAUUUAAUGAGAACAGCAAGAAAUACAGUUGAAUCUCAGUGGAAAAAAACAUCAAUGCAAAGAUGCUUUGGAAAUCGCCAGUCAUAUGCUUCUCGACAAAGGGAGAGACUUGCCUCCUGCUAUGAAUCAAAAAAACAAGCAAAAGAGAGACAUAUCAGCCAGAGAAAAAGUGAAAAAAAGAAAAAACACACAGGGCCAGCAAACACACAAUGUAUCGACAUCAAAGCCCUAACUGCAGAAGUUAAAGCACAGCAAGAGGGCACAAUUAUCAAUUGGAGUGACUUAGCAAGGAAGUACAACAUUKUAAAUAAAAGAAGAUCACCGGCAAAGAAUGGGGGGCAAGUUAUUCAAGACAUACUUCUAAGCCAAGAGGUCGAUGUCAACAAAUAUAAGAAGCCCACUAAUGAACGCAUUAGAAGAAAAAAAUUAAAAGGAAGUGGAGGAGAGAUUUCUGUGCCGACACCAGAAUCCAAUGGCUCUAUAAAAAGGACUCUURAAGCAAAGAUCGAAGAAGGCGAAAUCAAAAUAGGUGAAUUAAUAGUUCCCAAGAGAUUUAAAAAGCUAAUUCUAGACAAAGAUAACAAAGAAAUAAGGGUCACAGAAUUCACUGUAGAGGGAAGGAAAAUUCCAUUAGAAGACAUCAGGAAAGAUACAUUGGAGAAGAGUAGAUGUUUUAUGCGGUAUCAAUCUGAUGAAUUCUACAAUGAAAUGAGAGAAGAAGAUGUCAUACAGAGACUCAAAUACCUUCUUGGAGAAUUUAAUCCAGUUGAAGAACUCUCAAUUUUAGAGCUGAAGGAAAAACUUAAAUGUCUAGAAAGAACCAGACACUUGAUGAUAUGGCAUGACCAUUCCACAAUAGCCAACCAUGGCCAUCUUCUCUUCCUGGUGUCCAUUUUGUAUGAUCCUGCCAUCCACUUGACAUCUGAGGAAUAUAAAGAAAAGACUGGUCAAGAAGUUAACAUCCAGGAAGAAGUAGAACGCCCUCAGCUAUAUAUUAUUGCAAGGUGUGUNAGAAUGUCUGUCCUUUCACUUCAACAACGUCAGAAGCUAAUAACAGAUGGCCCCAUUACCUUAAAAAAUUCCCUGUUAAAGAAGGCAAAUCCCUGCUCUGGCCUAUCAAAGGAAGAUCUACAAAAAGAGCUUAGUUCCAGACGAAUACAGUGUCCCAAGGAUGACAAGGACAGCCUUCAAAAGGAAGUAACCCAUCACCUACAUGGCCAAAAAAGAGUCCCUGCCCUUCUCUACKUCUCCCCAACAGCCACAUUGGAGGAGCUUAAUAUCAUAGGAUAUGAAGUUCUUCCAUGUGAGCCAAUGCACGAUCUGGCUGGUCACAUAAGCAAUGUCCUACAAGAACUACCACAUCACUUSACAGAAACUGAAGGCGAAUUGUUGAAGGAAACAGUCAAACUGUCGACUGAGGGAAAAGAAAAGAAACGAGCAUGUGACCAYCGGUAUUCAAUAAUUGCUGUAUCGUCACGCAUGAGAGGGCAUGUGACACGGAAAGUCCAGCAAUUAAUCGACACCCUUGUUGAUAUGCAACAAAUCCUCUACCAAGGUGAAGAUGAACGCUGCCCAAGAAUGGUCCUCAGUUUUGGGAUUUAA